Molecule: messenger RNA, 1839 nt
Organism: Closterium sp. Naga37s-1
Lineage: Eukaryota; Viridiplantae; Streptophyta; Zygnematophyceae; Desmidiales; Closteriaceae
Source: the annotation of a GenBank genome assembly
AUGCCGAACGACGGCGACGAGGGGGAAACGCUGCUGGGGGUGCGUGGCGCCUUCCCCGCGUCGUUCGGCCGCCAGGAGGAGCGAGUCACGCCGCUCGAGGCCGUUCACGCGCAGGCGGCGCGCGCACACACGGAGCGCGCCGGAAUGAAGGGGAAAAAGAAGGCUUGGGGGAUGAAGUUCGGCAUCGGGCCGAGCCUGGCGAAGAGGUUAGGCGACGGGGCCAAGGCAGGGCUGGCGGGAGCAGCGGCGGUGGGAGCGACGGGCGCUGGAGGUAUGGCGGAGGGGGGAGGGGCAGUCAGAGUAGCGGACGGCAUGGGCGGAGAGGAAGCAGCGGGGCGCAGUCGAGGGAGGCUGGCGGUAAUCCGCUUAGUGGCGGUGCUGGUGGGGCAAACGGGGAGGCGGGAGGGGCGAACGGGGGCGGGGGUGGGGCAAGAGCGGGCAGGGAUGGAAGAGCAGCGGAUGGGUGGGGAGCAGCGGAUGGGUGGGGAGCAGCGGUGGUGCGGGGCGAGGCAAGGUGCGCUUGCUGUAGCAGGCGCGCUGGCUGUAGCAGCCGGAGAGGCCACCGGCAACGGCGCCAGUCACAGAUGGCAAGGCGAAUCCAAGCUCACCCUGUCCCCCUGCCCUUCUCGCCCCCCCGGCGUGCAGGCAGUGGCGGCGCUGGCGGUGGACCCAACGGGCACGAGGGUGAUCAGCGGCAGCUACGACUACUGGCUGCGCUUCUACGACUUCCACGGCAUGGACUCAAGGCUCAACGCCUUCCGUCAGCUGCUGCCGUGCGACGGCCACCAAGUGCGCGCCGUCUCCUUCAGCCCCUCCGCUGACCCACUGGCAGUGCGAAGGCCAAGGUGUGCGCAGGCCAAGGUGCGCUCCUCCCUCCCAUCUCCCCUCUUCGGGCAGGUGUACGACAGGGACAGGGACGUUCUCCUCCAUCUCGCCCGCCCCCGUGCUUUUCUUCCCCCUGCAGGUGGUGAAGCCGAAGCUGGCGCGGCCAGGGAGGGUGCCGUGCCGGUGACAGCAGCGGAGUGGGGCCCUGAUGGCCACCUCAUGACUGCUGGCCUCAACGAUGGCUCACUGCAGCUGCAAUUCUACUCCAAGGAGACGCUGGAGCUUGUGCGCGUCACGGGCGUGUCGCCCGACCAGAGCGUCGUGCGUGUGCUGUGGCACGCACACCUCAACCAGGUGGGUGCUGUGGCACGCACGCCUCAACCAGGUGGGCGCUCUUCUUUCUCAUCGUACCCAGAUGCUUAUUGCUUUUCACAGCACUGUCAGCACUCUCAAGUGUUGAUCUGCCCCCCCUUCCCUCCUCAAGUCUCAUUCCAACAGCCAACACCCGCCCAGCAAAACCCAAAUAUAUUCGCCACAUGUGGAGACAAGAAGGCGGGCGGCACACACAUCCUGUACGACCCCACGCUCAGCGAGCGCGGUGCGCUGGUGUUCGUGGCGCGUGCCCCCCACGCACCGCGCCCCAAGGACCUGUGUGCGUGUGCGGCGGCGCCCGCCAUCCGCAACCCGCACGCGCUGCCCAUGUUCUGCGACGAGCCGAGCCGCAAGCGGCAGCGCGAGAAGGCGCGCAAAGUCCCCGUGGCGAGCCAGCGCCCCGACCUGCCCAUGGAGGGGCCGGGGCAGGGCGGGUGCGAGGGCGGGCUGCGGGAGGAGACGUGGAUGGAGGAGGACCCGCGUGAGGCCAUCCUCAAGUACGCGGACGCAGCGGCCAAGGACCCGCAGAUCAUUGCGCCCGCCUACGCUGCCACACAGCCCACCACGCUGUUCCACGAGUCCGGUGACGAGGACCAGGACUUGCGCCCGGUCACUGGCACACGCUCCAGUGUGAACAUUUGA